This is a messenger RNA of Bolinopsis microptera, 570 nucleotides long. RefSeq names its product calcium/calmodulin-dependent protein kinase type 1-like. The transcript is spliced from 2 exons. Bases 1 to 570 code for a protein of 189 amino acids. The record is from RefSeq and is a predicted model, not a curated record. Gene Ontology annotation, molecular function: calcium/calmodulin-dependent protein kinase activity; ATP binding. Gene Ontology annotation, biological process: protein phosphorylation; cellular response to oxidative stress. NCBI's taxonomy places the organism in Eukaryota, Metazoa, Ctenophora, Tentaculata, Lobata, Bolinopsidae.
AUGUUGGACGCCUCUGAUCUGAAAAUGUUCGACGCAUCUGAUCUGAAAAAUGGUGGUACUAAGUUAUACCAGAAAGUCAAUCAUCUUCACGAGCACGGAAUUGUGCACAGGAACCUAAAACCAGAACUUAUUUACUUUAAAGACAAAUCCCACACAAAACUAAUGGUUCAUAUAGGACUAUUCAACACAGCACCAGGGCAGUCAGAGAAUCUAACCCAGGCUUGUGGAACACCAGGGUAUGUAUCCCCUGAACUCCUCAACCAGAAGUACGGCAAAGAGACAGAUCUGUGGAGCCUUGGUGUGAUCACUUACACCAUGCUUUGUGGGUACCCUCCCUUUUACAGUGAGUCCAUUACCGGGUUGUUCAACGCCAUCAAACGGGGGAAAUACAAUUUUGAUACUUCCCAUCGGGAUGGUAUCUCGAGCUUGGCAAAGGAUUUUAUAAACAAGUUGCUGAGGAUCAAUCCAAAGAAACGGAUGUCAGGUGAACAAGCGUUAGAUCAUCCAUGGAUAAGGAAGUACACAGCUGAGGAUGAAUCAGAAGGAGAAACAACCAAAUCAUCCUGUUAA